This is a messenger RNA of Penicillium psychrosexuale, 504 nucleotides long. RefSeq lists its product as uncharacterized. The coding region runs from base 1 to 504 and encodes 167 amino acids. The transcript is spliced from 3 exons. Lineage: Eukaryota; Fungi; Ascomycota; Eurotiomycetes; Eurotiales; Aspergillaceae. The record is from RefSeq and is a predicted model, not a curated record.
AUGGAAUGGUCAUUUGAAAUCAAGUACAAGCUACUCAUCACCGUCUAUCGCAAGUCCCCUCCGCUAUGGGUCAUUCAACUCACCAUCGUUGAUACCCACAAGGUCCCAACAUCCGUAGCUGCCAAAGCAUCGCUCAUGAUCAUCCACAAUUGUCUCAUGCUAGUACCAUUUACACUCUCAUCAAGCGUCUCUAUACCUGAGGAGCGGUGGUGGCAUCGACGUUCAGCUAAGAAAGUCGGUCUGCAGGGGAAGGCCAUUGGUAUGGACGGCGAAGGCGAGACUUUUACUUCUAUCAAUGACUUAAGAUACCCGGCUAAGACAAAUGACACAGAGCAUGCUGAACUCGCUCGCGGAAAUGCAGAGAAAGAGGGUACUUGCAACGUAUCCUUCAUCGAGGCCUCGAUCACGUUUAUCCCUCUACCAGACUCCACCACCGACUGCACAAUCAGCAACUGCGUGUUAAACCUCGUUCCUACACCUGACAAGCAUCUUGUGUUCAGCUAG